This is a messenger RNA of Magnolia sinica, 1611 nucleotides long. Its product is annotated as berberine bridge enzyme-like D-2. Lineage: Eukaryota; Viridiplantae; Streptophyta; Magnoliopsida; Magnoliales; Magnoliaceae. The record is from RefSeq and is a predicted model, not a curated record. Gene Ontology annotation, molecular function: oxidoreductase activity; FAD binding. The coding region runs from base 1 to 1593 and encodes 530 amino acids. The transcript has a single exon.
AUGGAAAGCCAAACAACCCUACUCUUCCUUCUCUUACUAGGCUCCCUGCUAUCGUACGCCCAUGGUGAAGACCUUUUCUCAUGCCUAUCAGAUGGGGGUGUAACUAACAUCACCACCUCUUACACCCCAGACUACUUGCAUCUCCUUGUUGCCUCUAACCAAAACCUCAGAUUCACAAAGCCAAAUGUCAAUAAACCCAUUGCUGUUGUAUUACCUGAAAAUAAAAAUCAGGUGGGGACGGCAAUCCAAUGCUCGAGGAAGUGGUCGUGUGAGAUCAGGUUAAGAAGUGGGGGCCACAGCUAUGAGGGCUUAUCGUCCAUCGCUGAUGGCCCAUUUGUGAUCAUAGACCUUAUGAACCUGAACCAGGUAUCGGUGCACUUGGAGUCCGAGACCGCUUGGGUCGAAGGUGGUGCAACAUUAGGGGAAGUGUACCAUGCAAUUGCAAUGUCAAGCAAGCAUCAUGGCUUCUCAGCUGGCUUGUGUUCUACUGUUGGUAGUGGGGGCCACUUCAGCGGAGGUGGCUAUGGUGCAUUAGUUCGCAAGUAUGGGCUAGCAGCUGACAAUGUGGUUGAUGUGAUCUUGGUCGACUCGAACGGGGAUUUGUUGGAUCGUGAGUCGAUGGGUGAGGAAGUUUUCUGGGCCAUCAGAGGCGGCGGAGGCGGUAAUUGGGGUGCAGUUGUCGGAUGGAAAAUCAGACUACUUCGUGUACCCGGAACUGUCACGGUGUUCUUAAUCAGAAAAUCCGUUACAACCAGUCAAGGUGCCCGAUUGUGGCACAAAUGGCAGCUGGUUGCACCUGAAUUAGACGACGAUUUCUUCUUACAAGUAGUCAUCAACCCACAAACAUCCAACAGGACCAACACAAUAUCAUUCACUUUCAUGGGCUCCUACCUUGGGCCCACAGCUUCAGCUCUUGCUACCAUAAAUAAGGCAUUUCCUGAGCUGGGUGUGACCAUGCAAGACUGCAAAGAAAUGUCCUGGGUGGAAGGCAUCAUUUACGUAAGGGCUGACCCUAACGUGAACACGGUGGCAGACUUAAAGAGAAGGUUUUCGUACCAAAAGGCAUUCUCUAAGUCAAAAGCUGACUAUGUGAGGUCCCCAAUACCAGUGGCUGGAUUGGAAGGAGCUUUGGAUAUGUUGGCAAAACAGUCCAAGGCAUCUCUGAUUUUAGACCCAUAUGGUGGAAUCAAUAAUAGGAUAAGGAGUGAUGCAAUAGCUUUCCCACAUAGGGUAGGAAACCUCUAUGCUAUUGAGUAUUUCGUGGAUUGGGAAGAGGAGGAUGGGAGGAGUAGUGAGUAUUUGGAUGGGAUCAGAAAGCUUUACGAGUACAUGGGCCCGUUUGUUUCCGUUGGUCCCAGGGCUUUGUACGUUAACAACGUUGAUCUUGAUCUUGGUGUGAUCGACUGGUCGGAUUGCAACAUGCAUGGGUUUAAAGCUGUGGAGGUUGCAAGGGCUUGGGGUGAGAAAUAUUUCUUGGGAAACUAUGAUCGGCUGGUGCGAGCAAAGACGUCGAUUGAUCCAAACAACGUUUUCAGGCAUCCACAGAGUAUUCCUCCCUUGGCUUAUAGAGAAGGACGUGUGUAUUGUCCGUAGAUGAGAUGCAUGUGUGUG